Messenger RNA from Solea solea (common sole), 6633 nucleotides. It is a transcript of the gene stxbp5a, whose product is annotated as syntaxin binding protein 5a (tomosyn). Gene Ontology annotation, cellular component: plasma membrane; cytoplasm; SNARE complex. The transcript has 28 exons. Bases 329 to 3760 code for a protein of 1143 amino acids. Gene Ontology annotation, molecular function: syntaxin binding; myosin II binding; GTPase activator activity. NCBI's taxonomy places the organism in Eukaryota, Metazoa, Chordata, Actinopteri, Pleuronectiformes, Soleidae. Gene Ontology annotation, biological process: regulation of exocytosis; regulation of protein secretion. The record is from RefSeq and is a predicted model, not a curated record.
GCGUCAGCAGCAGAAGCAGCAGCAGCAGCAGCAGCGCCGCCGCCACCGCUGCUCUGCGUUUCCGCCUUGGCUGAGCGGCGCGCACGGCUCACAAAGUAGGGGAGGGGAGGGCAGCCUGAGCCUGAGCCGAGAGGAAGAGAGCGGAGCCACCAAGACGCAGUGUGGCACAGCACGGACUCCGAGUGAAUUACACCGACGCACCAACAUCCCCAGCAGCGCGUCUCCGAAAUUUCGCGUCAAGGAGCGCGGGAGCCCCCAGUGGAGCAGAGUGCACCUGAGCCUUCCAUCAUGGAGACUGCGAUAGAAAGCCAGCACUAAAAUUCUGAAAAUGAAGAAGUUCAACAUCAGGAAGGUGCUGGACGGUUUGAAAGAGGUCUCCUCCUCCGCCCCGUCGGUCCAAGUGGGACCACAGGAGAACCAUCUGAUCCAGGAGACCCUCCAGUCCGACCAUUUCCAGCUCUGCAAGACUGUCCGUCAUGGGUUCCCCUAUCAGCCGUCGGCCAUGGCUUUUGACCCUGUGCAGAAGAUACUGGCCAUCGGCACCCAGAGUGGAGCUCUCAGAUUGUUUGGUCGUCCAGGUGUGGAGUGCUACUGUCAGCACGAGAGUGGAGCUGCUGUUAUCCAGCUACAGUUUCUCAUCAAUGAGGGUGCACUGGUGAGCGCUUUGGCCGAUGACACCGUCCAUUUGUGGAACCUGAGGCAGAAGAGACCAGCCAUCCUUCACUCCCUUAAGUUCAACAGAGAGAGAAUAACUUACUGCCACCUGCCCUUCCAGAGUAAGUGGUUGUACAUUGGCACAGAACGAGGGAACAUCCACCUAGUCAACGUGGAGUCCUUUAUGCUCUCAGGCUACGUCAUCAUGUGGAACAAAGCCAUUGAACUGUCCUCUAAGGCUCACCCUGGUCCAGUUGUCCAUAUAAGUGACAACCCCAUGGAUGAGGGCAAGCUCAUAAUUGGAUUUGAGUCUGGGAUUGUGGUCCUGUGGGAUUUGAAAUCAAAGAAGGCCGACUAUCGCUACACUUACGAUGAGGCGAUCCACUCGGUUGCUUGGCAUCACGAGGGCAAGCAGUUCAUUUGCAGUCACUCAGAUGGAACUCUGACCAUAUGGAACAUCAGAGGCCAGGGCAAACCCAUACAGACAAUCACCCCACAUGGAAAACAGCCCAAGGAUGGGAAAAAGCCAGAGCCUUGUAAACCCAUUCUUAAAGUGGAAUAUAAAACCACCAGAAUUGGGGAUCCCUUCAUAAUCCUGUCUGGUGGUCUGUCCUAUGACACGGUGGGCCGGCGGCCUUGUCUGACGGUGAUGCAUGGAAAGAGUACAGCUGUGCUGGAGAUGGACUACCCCAUCGUAGAUUUCCUCACACUGUGUGAGACACCAUAUCCUAAUGAUUUUCAGGAACCUUAUGCUGUUGUCGUCCUUCUGGAAAAGGAUUUAGUGGUGAUCGACCUUGCACAAAAUGGCUAUCCCAUAUUCGAAAACCCGUACCCUCUGACCAUCCACGAGUCUCCUGUGACCUGCUGUGAGUACUUUGCCGACUGCCCUGUGGACCUCAUACCUGCACUUUACUCUGUUGGCUCGCGGCAGAAACGACAGGGCUACAGCAAAAAGGAAUGGCCUAUUAGUGGUGGAAACUGGGGUCAAGGCACACAAAGCUACCCAGAGAUCAUCAUCACUGGGCAUGCUGAUGGAACUGUGAAGUUCUGGGAUGCCUCUGCAAUAAUGCUUCAGGUGCUCUAUAAGCUUAAAACCGCCAAGGUGUUUGACAGAAACCGGUCCAAGGAGGACAAGGGCAACGCGGACGUGUCAGACGAGGACCCCUUUGCCAUUCAGAUUAUGGCCUGGUGCCCUGAGAGCCGGAUGCUCUGCGUGGCCGGGGUGUCAGCCAACGUUAUCAUCUACCGCUUCAGCAAGCUGGAAGUAACUACUGAGGUGGUGCAGCUAUUAGAGGUGCGAAUGCAGUACGAGCUGAAUGACAUGGAGUCUCCAGAUGGUGGGGGCGGAGGAGGAGAACAGACUGCAGCGCUUCCAACACCCGGUGCCUCGCCUCAGACGAGCGGCCCACCUUCACACCCCUCCACCAGCAGCAACAACUCUGACGGAGGCAACAUGCCCUGCCUCAAAGUGCGCAGUACUCCUCUGAAGCAGUCUCCAGGUUACCAGGUAGAUUUGGUGGUUCAGUUGGUGUGGGUGAGUGGAGAGCCUCCUCAGCCCAUCACGAGUCUGGCACUCAACUCCUCCUGUGGCUUAGUGGUGUUUGGCAACAGUAACGGUCUGGCAGUGGUGGACUACAUCCAGAAGACGGUCGUGCUAAACUUGGGGACGGUCGAGCUUUACGGCUCCAAUGACCCCUACCAGAGACAGCCGCGGUCGCCAAGGAAGACAAGACAGCCUUCCGGAGGCCUGUGCGACAUCAACGAGGGCUCGGCGACGUCAGAAGACCGAUGCAAGUCCCCCACUUCAGUGUUGACGUCAAACAGCAAUCUACAGCAGUUCUACAAUGGAGGAGGUAGAGGAGCAAAGAUGUCACGGAAAUUAAGCUUGCCUACUGAGCUAAAGCCAGACUUGGUCCUCCUGUCUGUAUGCCCGCCGCGGGGUGCCAACCCAUUAGACCACCGGGACAACUCCUUUAGCCGCUCUCGCUCCUCCAGCGUCACCAGCAUCGAUAAGGAAGCCCGCGAGGCCAUCAGCUCCUUCCACUUCUGCGAGACCUUCGCCCGUAAGGGGGACAGCACUUUGACGCAAUGCCUGUAUGUGGGCACCUCCCUGGGAACUGUGCUCGCUCUGGCGCUUACAUUGCCACCUGCGGGGGAGCAACGGCAAUUGCAGCCAGUCAUCAUUUCACCUACGGGCAUGUUGGUACGACUGAAGGGCAGCAUUAUGCGAAUGGCUGUCCUGGACUCCACAGGGUCCCAGCUGCCCCCCACCUUCGAGUCUUGGUACGAGCCCAAUAUCUCGGCAGACGGCGAAGAAAGAGAGAAGGUGCGAAAGCGCCGGCCCGUCUCCGUGUCCCCUUCCACGUCGCAGGACCUCAACGAGAGCCAGUACGCCGUGGUGUGUUCGGAGAAACAGGCCAAAGUCAUCGCCCUCCCCUCCCAGAACUGCAUCUACAAACACAGCAUCACAGAGACCUCGUUCAUCUUACGAGCAGAUGUGGUGCAGAUGAGCCAAGGCAUGUGCGUGGCUUGUUUCUGUGCCAACGGUCACAUCAUGACCCUCAGUUUACCAGGACUGAGACCGCUUAUGGAUGUAAACUACCUGCCUUUGACGGACAUGCGGAUAGCCAGGACAUUUUGUUUCACAAACCUAGGUCAGGCCAUGUACCUCUGCUCCCCGACGGAGGUCCAGAGGAUCACAUACAGCCAGGACACCUGUGAAAACCUACAAGAGAUGCUCGGAGAACUCUUUACACCAGUAGAAACACCAGAGGCACCAAACAGAGGGUUCUUCAAAGGUCUUUUUGGAGGUGGAGCACAGUCACUGGACAGAGAGGAGCUAUUUGGAGAGAUCGCAUCUGGAAAGGCAUCUCGAAGCCUGGCUCAGCACAUCCCAGGCCCGGGUGGCAUCGAGGGCAUGAAGGGGGCAGCGUCUGGUGUGGUUGGAGACCUGGCACGUGCCCGAAUAGCACUGGAUGAGAGAGGCCAGAAGCUGGGCGAGCUGGAGGAGAGGACAGCUGGCAUGAUGGCCAGCGCGGAUUCCUUCUCCAAACACGCCCAUGAGAUGAUGCUGAAGUGCAAGGACAAAAAAUGGUACCAGUUCUGAUUAGUGGCAGACAGGAGCAGAGCUCCAUGGACAAGGCUUUCACCUUCCAUCGGCUCAUUUUGGACUCACCGUGACCCUCUCUCCACCUGUUCUGUCUGUCCACACGCCCAUCCUUCCAAACCUUCUUCUCUGAGACACUUGGGAUUUUCUUCCCCAGCACAAUGAUGAUUACUGUUCUUACCUCAGUCUUAAGGUGGAACUAAGGGGGAAGACGGAGGAGAAGGACACCCUCAGAGGGGUCGGAUAAAUGGUGUCUUUUUUUUAUGUUCUUGUCUGCCUCUCCUCUGAAGGCACGCACCUGGAGAUACUUCACUCUCAUUUGCCAAAAGCAUCCUUCACCAUUCUCCUCCACUCGGAGCCUGUGGUGGGCACAGUAUUCAAAGCGGCAAACACGACUGAAAAAGGACAAAAAAAGACCUAAAGAAAACUAUAAAAAAAAAUCCUAAAUGUGUAAAAAAAAGAAAAGAAAGGAGGAAAAAGAAUUGAAAUACAUCAUUAUAUAUACAUAAAUCUAAUAAAUGUGCAAUGCUGUAUCCACUUCCAAGUACAAAAGAACGGGGGACAACUCAUCGAGGAGACCGGAGCGGGAUGGGAGGCCGAAGGAGGCGGCAACGGAGAUCCACAGGAAGUGCUACGACAGCGACGCCUCCUCUAUGCAGAGUGUUGCAGGGAUAAAAGCAACUUAUUCUGAUGUACACUGGAUUAUCUCAUCAUCUCACUCAACCUCUAGACUCUCCUCUGUCUUACAACCGUUCAUAACGUUUCCAACAGUGCGUAUGUAUGUGUGUGUGUGUGUCUGUGUCCGUCCAUUUCUAUUUGUUAUCUGUUGGGUUUUUUGCUCCAUGUGUAUUAUUGGAAAAUCUUUUAUUUUUCUAUCGUUGUGAAAGUGGAUGAUAUUUGAUUUGUUGGAAGAAAAAAAACCCAGUUUUUGUGGCUUUUGUCUAUUUCAGAUUAAUUUCUCCUAAUGAAAAGGGCUGGAAUCUAAAGGGAGGGCAAGGAUAUAAAAGGCAUAUAUGUCAUUUUAGUUUUCACUGACAUGGCAAGUAGAUAUAAACCUUUACAUUUACAUUUACGUGACAUUUAUCAUUCACCUGAGGAUUCGAACGACCUGAUGUCAACUCACCCUCUAAAGAGCGUCAUGAGCGUCCACGGUUUGGCUUGGUCUGUGUGAGUGUUGCCAGAUUUGUUUGUUUUCAAAUUCUGGAUUCUGGUGAUGAAAAAAUACACCCGAGCAGAGAUCCUAUUUUGUAUGUAUUCAUAUAUGCAGGACAAUAGAGAAACAUGGACGUGUGAUCCGUGUGAGACAUAAUUUCACUUUCAGUUGUGUGUGUGUGUGUGUGUGUGUGAUCUCUUUGUUAAUAUUUAUUUAUUGAGGCGCAGGGGACAGUUGUGUUUGGUGUCAGAAAUGUUCACCCUCAUCGACAUCUUAUUUCCACAUGCAUCCUCCAUGUUUGCAGUGAAGCUCAGACGUGGUGUGACUCUCUGUGUCUGCCAGGCUUUUAACCUUUAUUUGUAUAUAAGUAAAUAGUUUGACAAUCUAAGACCAACUGGAAAGUAAAUGUCACGGUUGCAGGUGCAACAUAAGAGGAGAGAGGCCAUAUUUUUUCUGACGCCAAAGAGUUGCUUUAGCUUUUCCAUCGCACUUUCAUUUGGCCCGCCACACUGCGAGUGCGUCGCACCAGACAUACUGUGUGUAACUCCGCAUGGCUUCACCGAUGGAGUGCUGACCCACUGUAGGAAUACUAUCAUUUCGUCGCCCCCUUCAGGAUUCAAGAAACGGAGCAAGUUGCAAUGGAACUCAGCCAUUUAUUGUAAUAUUGUAUAACGCUAUAUCAUAAAAAAUAUAAGACUUGGGGACAAAUGUUUAAUGUUUUAAAGUGGCCUAACUGUUGGUUUGACAAGGCUGAUUUUUCGACACAAGAACCUGAACCAUUCCAUGACAGCUCAGACACAACAAUGUUUAUAGUGUUCAUCCGUGUGUGUGUGUGCGUGCGUGCGUAUGUGCAUAAUGUGUGAAUGUGUGCGUUUCUGUCCGUCUGUGUUAGGGUUGUGUUCAUGUGAAUUAAGCACAUUUAUUUAAAGAGAUAUUUUGGUUGUUAAAUAAUUGAUGUUGGUGUCCUAGUCUCCCUCCGGUCAGCAGUCAGUUGUGUCCAUUUGUGUGUCUGUUACACUGACUGAAGCCACCAAUGAUGAUUUCAAAACAAAAAAAAAAACAAAAAAAGGAACAAUAGUAUAGUUUGUAUUAGAUGAUGACCUCUGAUGACCUCUGAAUUCUGGUUUAAUUUUCACUGCUUCGGCUCCCCUUUAAUUUUGACCUCUCUUUUCUUCUGACGAGUCCUCCUUCAGUUUCACGGCCUUUUGUGUUUAGUAACCGUCGUCGUGUGAAUGUUGGUAGAUAGAGCUGUCUUUUAACACAUGGAGAAAAAGAGGCAAAACAAUUAUUCAGGAAAAUUAGCUAGGUUUAUCUAGAGGUCAUCCUUGAAAACCCAUACAGAGUCUUUCCCUCCGACCCAACUGUUACGUGUUUCUGUUGUUUUUCUUUUCCUUUCCAGUGUUAUUCUUGUUUUUCAUGCGUGGGUGAUUCGUUUCUCGUCCGUACACUGCAUUGCGUGGUACUCUUGCCCAAUACAAUACGAUCCACACACUCAAAACAACAAGAGGGAGUCCUGUCAAUCUGCCAUAAUGCUGUCUUCUGUCCUGGAUUCAACUGUUAUCAGUGAGUUGCAGUAUUUUUCUCAUUGUAGCCAAUUUUUCUUGUACAGUUUUAUGCAACUUUCACAUGGAUGUUUAUGACUUUAUCUGCUGCCACAAAAUUUAGAAAUUCUGUAGAUAGAGAUUACUGUGCAAUGGAAAAUAAAAGUGGAAAAUGUAAA